Magnolia sinica is the source of this 892-nucleotide messenger RNA. RefSeq names its product large ribosomal subunit protein uL13w. The record is from RefSeq and is a predicted model, not a curated record. Gene Ontology annotation, biological process: negative regulation of translation; translation. Gene Ontology annotation, molecular function: mRNA binding; structural constituent of ribosome. Gene Ontology annotation, cellular component: ribosome; cytosolic large ribosomal subunit. The coding region runs from base 71 to 691 and encodes 206 amino acids. The transcript is spliced from 4 exons. NCBI's taxonomy places the organism in Eukaryota, Viridiplantae, Streptophyta, Magnoliopsida, Magnoliales, Magnoliaceae.
AAUCAAAGCCCUAGUAACUCGUACAUCUUAUGAACUAACCAGAGAGGGGAAGAGGGAAGGAGAGAGAGAGAUGGUUUCAGGUUCGGGUGUAUGUGCACGUCGGGUGGUGGUGGAUGCUAGGCACCACAUGCUGGGACGGCUGGCGUCGAUUCUGGCCAAGGAGCUCCUCAAUGGACAGAAAGUAGUGGUGGUCCGCUGCGAGGAGAUCUGCCUGUCCGGUGGCCUCGUCCGCCAGAAGAUGAAGUACCUCCGCUUCCUUCGCAAGAGGAUGAACACCAAGCCUUCCCACGGUCCCAUACAUUUCCGUGCUCCCUCUAAGAUCCUCUGGAGGACCAUCCGAGGCAUGAUACCGCACAAGACCAAACGCGGGGCUGCUGCUCUCGCGCGGCUCAAGGCCUACGAGGGAGUCCCUACACCGUACGAUAAGAUAAAGAGGAUGGUCAUCCCUGAUGCCCUCAAGGUUUUGAGGCUUCAGCCGGGUCACAAGUAUUGCCUGUUGGGACGUCUUUCCUCUGAAGUUGGAUGGAGUCAUUAUGACACCAUCAAGGAGCUGGAGGACAAGAGGAAAAAGAGGGCUCAGGUUGCAUAUGAGAGGAGGAAGCAGCUAACCAAGCUGCGGGUGAAGGCAGAGAAGGCUGCUGAAGAGCAGCUCGGGCCCCAGCUAGAUAUCCUGGCCCCAAUCAAGUACUAAAUGACAGUUUUGAAGUGUGAUGGUUUAAUUGAAUUCCAUUGAUUUCAUCAUAGGUAGAUGGUUUUGAGGAGUCAGCCCCUUUUGCCCCUUCGGAUUUAAUUAUUAUCCUGGUGCUAUUGAAGUCUGUUUACUUGUCGAGUUGAAGGAUUUCAUCUCUUUGGUUAUUUUAUGUUGAGAAACUAAGCACUUCCAAUUUUUUUU